AUGAACACUGCAAGGAAAUGAAACUUAUGUGAGUAAAAAUAAAGGAAAAAGAGAAGAUACCACACACAUGUAGCUUUAAGGGAAGAGUACACACCUUUGAAAAGGUUCAACUGCUGACACAAUCACAAUGGCUACAGAAGAUUCAGUCAUCAAGAGCUGUGGACACAGCUUUUCCAAGAGUUGUCUGGAUCAGCAGGUAGACACCAGUAAUCCACAGUGUCCUCAAUGCCUUGAGGCUCUUCAGCGGGCGCAGAGGGCCGACUUGAGUCUCUUGCCUGUUAAAAGUGCUGAGAUCCCUUGUAACAUGUGUGAGGAAAGCCAGACCUUCAGUGCUGUGAAGUCCUGCUUGACCUGUUUACUCUCAUACUGUGAGCAUCAUUUGAAGCCGCAUCAGUCUAUGGAGAGGCUGAAGGGUCAUAAACUGGUAAAACCAGUGGAGAGAUUGGAUGAGAGAGCGUGCAGUAUCCAUGGCAGACCCCUGGAUCUCUACUCUACCCGAGACAAACGCUGCAUCUGUGCCUUAUGUGUGAAACCUGGUGUAGAUGUCAUACCUGUGGAGACAGAGAGAAAGAUCAGAGAGGUCGAUCUGCAAAAUACUAUUAAAAAUUUGGAAAGUAUGAUCAGUCAGAGAGAAAAGAAACUUGAGGAUCUUCAAAACACAGUGUCAAAAAAUCAGGCUGAGAUAAACAGAGAGCAGACAGCUAUAAGGGAAGUGUUUUCUGCAGUGAUGGAUGCUGUGAGGAAAACUGAGGAGGAGCUGCAUGCUCCUCUAGAGGAAGGAAGAAGGAGUCUGGAUGAGGAGAUGAAAGUGAAGGCGCAGCAGGUUCACAAGGACAUCCAAAAGUAUACAGAAAUCAUCAACGGUUUUAAUCAAACUAAGAAUGAAGAAGACGACAUCAUCUUUCUCCAGUCAUAUCCAUCUGUGCCUGCUGAAUUCAGAGAUGAUCUGAGAGUUUCUAUUAACACUGAACUAAACUUUGGCUCCAUGAGAAAUAUAACCACAUCUGUUUUGACUUCUAUUAGGACUCAGCUGGAGAAUCUUUGCUCUUUUGAAAUGAGAAGAAUUCAGAAGUUUUUAGUGGAUGUGACUUUGGAUAAAGAAACUGCACAUCCAGCUCUGGAAGUGUUUAAAGAUGGCAAAGCUGUAAAAGUCAAAGGAAAUGGUCAUAAUAUUCCAGGCGACCCCAAGCAAUCCGAUCUGGUGAAUGGAAUCCUGGGAAAUCUUCAGAUCAAGUCUAGAAAAGCAUUUUGGGUAGCUGAGGUGGGACAGAAAACGGGCUGGGAACUGGGUGUAGUGAGAGAAAAUGCAAACAGGAAAGGAAAAGUCUCCUACAAACCCAGUGAGGGUUAUUGGAUCAUUGUGUUCUGUGAUCCAAACACGUAUGGAGCUUUUGAAGAAAAACCUGUUCAGCUGCAUCUCUCCACCAAACCUCAGAAUGUGGGAGUGUUUGUCGACUAUGAGAACACUCUCAUCUCCUUCUAUAAUAUGAACGAUCUGUCACAUAUUUACACAUUCACUCAGUGUAGAUUCAAUGGUACGAUCCGUCCAUAUUUUAAUCCUCAUCCCAACAAAAAUGUCAAGAUUGCAGAUCCAAUGAUCGUUUCUUCUGUUAAUCCAAAUAAUAAUCAUAUGUCAGAGGUGUAACAUAUACAGUAAAUAUCUACAUAUAAUUGUAUAUUACUUAAUAUUAUGGAAAAAGUAUAGUGGAUCAAAAUAUUAUGGUGAUUGGGUACUGCAUGGGUUAAGGUAAUAAUGAAAAGAUGACAGAUUUGUAGGUAGAUUUUGAAGUGAAGUUGGGUAAAAAAAAGUACAUAGAUAUGUAAAUUAAAUCUUCAAAAUGUCUUGUAGACUGUGUUUGGGGUAACGCAUUACAAGUAGAUUACUUUUUGACGAUAUCUGAUUAAAUAAUGUGCUCAUUACUUUAUAAAUGUGCAUAUUUAACCCCUUACCUGGGUGGUAAAAUGGUGAUGUACACUUUCAAAUUAAUAUAAUUCUGGCAUGUUUUUUUUUUUAAGUAGACACUUUGAAGUGUCCGUUUCUGGCACGGCACUACUAUGGUUCAGGUCUUACCUAUCAGGGAGGUAAUUUAGAGUAUCCUGGAGAGGAUACGUCUCUGAACCCGAACGUCUCAAUUCUGGGGUACCUCAAGGCUCAGUGCUUGGACCACUGCUCUUUUCUAUAUACAUGACAUCCCUGGGUUCUGUCAUUUGGAAACAUGGCUUUUCCUACCACUGCU
Molecule: messenger RNA, 2237 nt
Organism: Paramisgurnus dabryanus
Lineage: Eukaryota; Metazoa; Chordata; Actinopteri; Cypriniformes; Cobitidae
Source: RefSeq, a predicted model, not a curated record